This is a messenger RNA of Protobothrops mucrosquamatus (brown spotted pit viper), 592 nucleotides long. Its product is annotated as kinesin-like protein KIF25. The record is from RefSeq and is a predicted model, not a curated record. Gene Ontology annotation, cellular component: kinesin complex; microtubule. Gene Ontology annotation, biological process: microtubule-based movement. The annotation marks the transcript as partial. Gene Ontology annotation, molecular function: microtubule motor activity; microtubule binding; ATP binding. The transcript has 4 exons. NCBI's taxonomy places the organism in Eukaryota, Metazoa, Chordata, Lepidosauria, Squamata, Viperidae.
GCUUCUUUCAGAAAAGUCACCAGGAAGCCAUUUGGUUGAGGUUUCUGUUGUAGAAGUGUAUAAUAAUGAAGUUUUUGAUCUUCUGGCCAAAGACAACUCUGGAAGGAUGAAUGGUAUCAAAAGGGAUAUAAUGACAAAUAAAGAAGGAAAGAAUGAUAUUCCACUUCUUACCAAUGAGCAGGUGUGGGGUUUUUUUGUGAUUAUUGUACUAGGUAUGUCUGGUGUAACUGGGUCACUGUUGAGAGAGACCUCCUUCAUUAAUCGCAGCUUGUCUGCUCUAGCAGAUGUACUUGGAGCCCUAUCAGAACAGAACUCUCACAUUCCAUAUCGAAAUAGCAAACUUACACAUUUGCUACAGGAUGCCAUAGGUGGUGAUGCAAAGUUGCUGGUGAUAUUGUGUGUCUCUCCAAGCCAGAAGUACAUAACAGAGUCACUUCAAACCCUAGGAUUUGGGUCCCGUGCUCGGAAGGUUCAGAGACGGCAUGCCAAGAAAAGAAAUGAACUGGCACUGAACAAAUCCAAAUAAGGCAUAAGCCGUCUGUGGAUUAAAACUUUUAUUAAUGAGUUCCUCAGAUUGAAAAAUAAUCUUGUU